UUAAUAUUGCGGAUUUAGGAUGUUCAGUUGGGCCAAAUACCUUUAUUUGUAUGGAAAAUAUUAUUGAAGCAGUGAAAUAUAAGUGUCAAUCUCAAGGUCUUGCUUCCCCAAUUCCUGAAUUUCAAGUGUUCUUCAAUGAUCAUGUCUUGAAUGAUUUCAAUACUCUAUUUAGAUCUCUCCCUCCAAACAGGGGAUACUUUGCUGCUGGCGUGCCAGGUUCAUUCCAUGAGCGUUUAUUCCCCAGAAUUUUCUACACUAAUGCCUCAGAUGAAGUAUGCAAAGCAUAUGCCACCCAGUUCGAAAAGGAUAUGGAGAUAUUUUUGGAUGCUAGAGCCAAAGAGCUUGUGGUUGGUGGGAUUAUAUUAAUCAUGGUGCCAACUAUCCAUGAUGGGAUUUCUCAUUCUUGUGAAUAUUUUAAUGUGUCGUUUGAUAUUCUGGGAUCUAGCCUCAUGGACAUGGCUAGAGAGGGAUUGGUGAGAGAAGUGCAAGUGGAAUCGUUCAAUCUCCCCUUUUAUAUUCCAUCUGCUAAGGAGGUGACAGAACUUGUAAAAAGAAACAGUUGCUUCAUUAUUGAGAGAACUGAGUUAUUUAAAGCUUUUUCGGAAAUGUUAAUGGCGGAAUCAUGCAUGUGUAAUGAAUGGAGGAGAUGGCGAUUACAGCUAUGCAAAGCUAUGCAAUCUCGUUCUUUCAGCUUAGUCUGA
Molecule: messenger RNA, 701 nt
Organism: Jatropha curcas
Lineage: Eukaryota; Viridiplantae; Streptophyta; Magnoliopsida; Malpighiales; Euphorbiaceae
Source: RefSeq, a predicted model, not a curated record